UAGAAUCAAAUUGUGCGGUUAAGUUGAGGAGAAAUUGAAGUUGCGCCAACUAAUCUCGUACAUGCCAAAUCGCAUCUUCGCAUCUCGCCAACGAAUCUCUCUCUUUUGUCUUCGUUGCAUCAUAUAGCUUCAUUUUCGUUAACUUCUAAGCUUUCUCUCCUCGUGGGGGUCUCCGACGUCGGGAAUUCAUCCACCAUACUCUCUCUCCUUCAUAAUUUAGUGGAUUCCGUCCGCUAAUUUUCAUUUUUUUCCCUUGCUGCUGCUGGAGGGGACGAGGGUUUGCUUCUAACCCUCUCUAUUCCUCUGGGCUUCUUCCAAUUUUAGGAGAUGGAUUCGUACGAGGAAAUGACUGAGAAAUUUAAAACUACUGCUGAAACAAUGGAGGGCCAUCAUAAGUAUUCUUCGAAGGAGGGAAAGGGGAAAAGACUUUGGAAGAAGGUCAAGUAUCAGCUGGUUGAAUACCACGCUUUACCAGCUUACUUGAGGGAUAAUGAAUUCAUUCUAGGUCAUUACCGUGCCAACUGGCCUAUGAAGCAGACAUUGCUCAGCAUCUUUUCCAUUCACAACGAGACUCUUAAUGUUUGGACGCAUUUAAUUGGAUUUUUCCUCUUUCUCUCCUUGACCAUAUACACUGCAACGAAGAUUCCUGAUGUAGUUGACAUUCAUCCUCUUCAACGUUUGCCUGACAUGUUGAAGAAAGCUGAUAUGCACAAAUUGCGAGAAGAACUCUUGACGUGCCUUCCUUCCUUGCCUCACUUCCCUGAUCUGCAGAAACUCAGGGAGGAGUUGAAAACUGCAUUGCCUUCAAUGGAUAUGCUUUCAUCACUAUCUCGGUGGCAUGUCGUGGAACUUCUAUACAAUUGUUUACCAGAGCGAUUCUCCCAUGGAAAUCAAACGGAUGACUGUGUUCUGAGAAGUAUGAAGGAGGACGUUGCCAACAUGAUAGCACCCUUAGCUAUGAGACCAAUCACUCGGUGGCCUUUCUUCGCAUUCUUGGGUGGGGCCAUGUUUUGCCUGCUUGCCAGCAGCACCUGCCACCUUCUUUCCUGCCACUCUGAGCGUGUCUCAUACAUAAUGCUCAGACUUGACUAUGCCGGAAUUGCUGCCCUUAUAUCUACCUCUUUCUACCCCCCCGUUUACUACUCCUUCAUGUGCUACCCCUUCUUUUGCAGUCUCUAUAUGGGGUUCAUUACUCUCCUGGGAAUUGCAACUAUCUUGGUGUCUCUGCUGCCAAUGUUUCAAAGCCCCACAUAUCGCACUUUUCGGGCAUCCCUCUUCCUCGGCAUGGGCUUGUGCGGGAUUGCCCCUAUUCUACACAAGCUUAUCCUGUUCUGGGGCUCACCCGAAGCACUCCAUACAACAGGGUAUGAGAUACUGAUGGGGAUAUUUUAUGGUCUUGGAGCCCUCGUUUAUGCGGCAAGGAUUCCCGAGCGAUGGAUGCCUGGAAAAUUUGACAUUGCUGGCCACAGCCACCAACUAUUCCAUGUUCUAGUUGUUGCUGGGGCGUAUACUCAUUAUCAUGCAGGACUGGUUUACCUCAAGUGGCGUGACCUGCAAGGUUGUUAGAUUAGAAUUUCAACAAGCAUAGUGCACUGUUGGAAUGUAGUUAAAUAUUUUGGAUAUGUAUGUAUAUAAUAUGUAGCUGGACUUGGAAAAAAAGCUUACUCCCAGUCCCAACACUUCAGUGUAAGAUCAGAACCAGCUUCAUGCUUUUCCUACAAUAUGGUUGAAAGAUCGAUGAGAGGGUUCGUUCUCAAUGUUCAACUCCCACUAUUUUGAAAGGUUAAUUCUACAUUCUUGCAGUGCA
Molecule: messenger RNA, 1807 nt
Organism: Benincasa hispida (wax gourd)
Lineage: Eukaryota; Viridiplantae; Streptophyta; Magnoliopsida; Cucurbitales; Cucurbitaceae
Product: heptahelical transmembrane protein 4-like
Biological process (GO): response to hormone
Cellular component (GO): membrane
Molecular function (GO): signaling receptor activity
Source: RefSeq, a predicted model, not a curated record